AUGGGUAACGUGACUAGCUGGCACGCGCGCUUGUCUCAGGACAAUCCGUCUGACGUCAUCGUCGACCUCUCAGGACUCUCCGCGCGCCUGCCGUAUCACUUCCACGAGGUCGACGGGUCGUUUCAUCUCCCAUGCGACACGGACGUGGGAGUGGUGCGCGUGGAGGCGCGCGUGUCCGUGGACGUGUGCGGGUUUCACCGCGCGGAGCUAAAGCCGCCCAGCGGGUGGCUGGACCGCGGGGGGAUCUUCCUGAUCGGGCGCGCGGAGGGGUGCGCGGUGAUACGUCUGCGCGUGCGGUUCGAGAGCGAGCGCGACGCGCGCAUGGACAUGGUGGUGGCGGGCGUGGUGGGCGUGCUGUCCGUGGUGGCGCUCGUCGCCAUGCGCGUGUGGGGCAAGGCCCUCAAGAAACUUCUCAAGGACUGA
This is a messenger RNA of Closterium sp. NIES-65, 423 nucleotides long. NCBI's taxonomy places the organism in Eukaryota, Viridiplantae, Streptophyta, Zygnematophyceae, Desmidiales, Closteriaceae. The record is from the annotation of a GenBank genome assembly.